This is a messenger RNA of Cryphonectria parasitica EP155, 1644 nucleotides long. RefSeq lists its product as uncharacterized. The record is from RefSeq and is a predicted model, not a curated record. The coding region runs from base 1 to 1644 and encodes 547 amino acids. Gene Ontology annotation, biological process: carbohydrate metabolic process. Lineage: Eukaryota; Fungi; Ascomycota; Sordariomycetes; Diaporthales; Cryphonectriaceae. The transcript has 5 exons.
AUGGACGCUGCCACGCCGCCGCCUUUUGUGGUGUACGAAGAGGCCUCGGGAACCGUGGUUUCUGUCUCGACGCACGAGAACUGUCCCGAGUAUGGACGGUAUGCCGCCCAGCGCCAUGGGCCGUUUACGGGGGGCCGGUAUGAUCUGCCGUAUCAGAGACCGGCGGACGCGUGCAGGAAGGUGGUGAUUCCUGAGGUCGAGGCGGUGAUUGUCGAGAUGAACAAGACCAUCAAGGAUCCGGAUCUAUUCAGGCUGUUUGAGAACUGUUUUCCGAACACGCUGGAUACGUCUGUCACCUGGACGGGAGUCUCGAACACAAAUGUGAACGAAGAGUUGACCUUCAUCACGACGGGCGAUAUUCACGCCAUGUGGCUUCGGGACUCGGCCAACCAGCUCCAAAGCUACGUGAGCCUGCUCAAACCACCCCAGCCGCCACAACACUCCUCCAAAGAUACCACCACCACCACCAACAACAGGCCGUCCUCCUCUUCCUCUUCCUCCUCAAGGCUCGCCUCCCUCUUCCGCGGCGCCAUCAACCUCCAGGCCCGCUACAUCCUCGCCUCGCCCCACUGCAACGCCUUUCAACCGCCCGCUGAGGCCGGGAUGGCCCCUGGUAAUGACGGCAACAAGCAUGACCUCGUGUGGCCGCCGUACAGGCACGAUGUGGUCUUUGAGUGCAAAUACGAGCUGGACAGCCUGGCUGCGUUCCUGCAGCUGAGCUGGGACUACUUCAGCCGGACCAAAGACACGCGGUUCUUUGGUGGAGCGGAUGGAUGGAUGGAUGCCGUGAUUACGAUUCUGGACACGGUCGAGGAGAUGCGCAUGCCGACGUACAGCCAGGACGGAAAGGUGCCGGACAGCCCGUACCGUUUCGAGAGGACCUCUUCGGUACCGACUGAGACAUUGGCCAACCGUGGGAACGGGAGCCCUGUCAAGGGCGGGACGGGUCUGAUCCGGAGCGGGUUCAGGCCUAGCGAUGAUGCCACCACGUAUCAGUUCUUGAUCCCGGCCAACAUGAUGCUCGUCAAGUAUCUCGAGCAGUGUGCAGAGAUCAUGGCCAAGGUUGAGAAAGAGGAGGAUCGCCUGGCUACUAGGAUGCGUCGUAUUGCAAAAGAAAUCCGAAAAGGGAUUGAGAAGCACGGCAAGAUUGUCCAUCCGGAUUUUGGCGAGAUCCUCGCUUAUGAGGUUGAUGGUUUUGCAUCGAGCAGCGUUAUGGACGACGCCAACCUCCCAUCUCUUCUCUCUUCCCCCUUGACAGGUUACAUCACCCGCACCGACCCAAUCUACCGCGCCACCCGCAAGUUCAUCCUCUCCAACGCCAACCCUUACUAUGACCACGGCCCUGUCAUCAACGGCACAGGCGGCCCACACAUCGGGCCCGGCAUGGUAUGGCCCAUGUCCCUGGUCGUCGGCAUCAUGACGACCGAUGACGACGAGGAAAUCAAGGAUAUGCUGUCCCAGAUCCUGUCCUCCACCGCCGGGCUGGGUCUGAUCCACGAGAGCGUCAACGUGCACAACCAAGGGAUGUGGACGCGGAGCUGGUUCUCGUGGGCGAACGGGCUCUUUGGCCAGAUGAUUCUUGACCUGAAGGAGAGGAAGCCACACAUCCUUAAGACCAGUUUUCAGGGCGACAAGUCGAAAUGA